This is a messenger RNA of Mya arenaria, 5621 nucleotides long. RefSeq lists its product as uncharacterized. The record is from RefSeq and is a predicted model, not a curated record. Gene Ontology annotation, cellular component: membrane. Gene Ontology annotation, biological process: potassium ion transport. Gene Ontology annotation, molecular function: intracellular sodium-activated potassium channel activity. Bases 1281 to 5621 code for a protein of 1446 amino acids. The transcript has 16 exons. Lineage: Eukaryota; Metazoa; Mollusca; Bivalvia; Myida; Myidae.
UGCAGUGUAAUCCAAGAAAUAAAGUCUGCGAUUCGGGAAGGUGCAAAUUUCACAUGGACCAAAAUACGAAGAUAUUAAUCCCAACAAGGCCAUGCCCAAAAAACAUUUGUGAUACGCUCCGUGAUGUCAUAGAACAGAAACACAGAUUUGGGAAACCAUCAUGGAAGAAUACUGAUGCAAGGAAAUGGUGUGUAAACGCGUGGGAUAUUGCCAAGUGCUUUAUGCCCCCAGAUGGCUACGCAGAUGUGGACAAUGAGGACGAUACUGACUUAAACGGGAUAAUUAGUGUCUACAUCAACUGUAAAGAAUUUCAACAGUAAUUUACCGCUGACCUAUCCCUUCAACGCAAUCUUUGCACCAAGGUCCGAGAUGUUGGGAAGCAUGUCCGCCAUGCCCCGAAACCGGAAGUUACUGACGAUAACUUGAAAGUCUGGUUUACAGACCUGAAGGCCUUAUUAUCUGACCCAACAUUUCACAAAGCAAAUCCCCGUGCGCAAGAUGCCAUAGACCAGCUUGAUAAGCUGGAGAGUGACGACUGUGUGAUUCCACCUUCAGACAUCAAAGCAGCACUUGAAGGGCUAGAGAGGAAAGCGAUUGACCUUGUUGACGUGCUUCAGAGGAAAACAGAUGAAGGCGUCCUUGCUUUACAAACGGCUGAAAAUAUAGCCACUCAAAACAUAAAAUCGUUGAAUGAAAGUGAUCAGUCCUUAUUUAAAUCAGAUCUGAAGAAAGGUCUCAUCGUAUAUCAUGGCACAAAUAACUGCUCGCUACCGCUUGGUCAUUGCUUAGAUCUGGAAGAUUCAGGACUUGAGGACCUCUAUUUAUGGCCAAACAUUAGUAGGGUUAUUCUUCAGUCGAUUCAUAAAGACAAGACAUCAAUAGAACAGAUUACAGAACCUCUUUCGAAUUUGGAACAGUUGUUCAGUUCGAAAGGUAUCAUAUUUCUCACCGCAGACGCUGGUGUUGGAAAGACAUCAUUUUGUAAGUUUUUAGUUUUAUCGUGGUGUAAGGUUCAAGAGGGAACGACCGAUCUGAAAUCAACGGUUAGUGGCACCCAAAACGUUUCUAGCAUUAUUGAGUAUUUGAAGGAAUUUACUUAUUUGUUUUACAUCAAUUUAUGUGAAAACCAACGCGCUAAAUUAGAGGAUAUCAUUUUCUCGCAUACGGAAUCUGUUGACACAAAGUUAACGCGGGAUAAUAAAGCCUUUGAUAAUAUAUUGUCGAAAGAAAACGGUUUGUUCAUUUUAGACGGCUUAGAUGAAUGUAAAAUUCCCUUGAUAAUGUCUAUGCCUGUAAAUAGAAAGUAUACUGUUCUCAUUACAUCACGUCCUUGGAAACUUGCAAACAUAAGUAUGCCAAGAAAAUAUACACAUGCACAAAUUGAGGUUAUGAAACAAGAUUUGUCCGAACAACUUGUGAAUCUUGCGAACGGAUGUUUGAACAAGCAUUUCAAGACAUCAUAUGAUACAGAUGAUUUCUUAGACGCUGUCAAAACUCAAUGUUUAGAAUCUCAGCUCGAAAAUCCAAUGUUUGCGCUGCAGUUGUUAUGUAUCUAUCACGAUAAACGCAGUGAGAAUAAAACAUGUUCGGUCAAUGCAACCGUUCACAGAUUAUGUUCAGAUUCCGGUACAACGUUAGUACCUCGUCAGACCGAACUGACAUGCCUUGGUAAGACAAGGUCGCAUGUAUACGCAAAUAUGAUAGAACGGAUGUUACGUAGUACCGAAAAGAAGGAGGAAUCACUCGUACAAGAUCUCAGUGAGUAUUACAAGAACAAUGGUCAACCACAUGCACUUCCCGAAUGUUUUGAUGAAAGAAAUUACGCAUGCUGUGGUUUAGCAAAACUAAUUUACGCUAUUGGAAAACUGGCUGCCUAUUCACUCUUAGGCGAUAAUAAAUCUUUAAUGGAAGAACACCAAAUAAGGGAACUUAGGAAAGAUGAAACGACGUUACUUCUCAAAUCUGGACUUCUUUCGAAAACAAGCUUGAAAACUAUAUCAGGAGAGAGCAAUGUGUACACAUUUUUACAUCAGACUUAUAAGGAGAUGCUUGCAUGUGUGUUUCUAUCUUCGCAAGGGUUUGAUAGUGAUAUUUGGAGAAAAUUCAAAGAAAAUUUUGAUUCUGUUGUGUCACCCGAUAUUUUGUCUUUUUUAUGUGUGAUGAACUACGAAAAUGGUCGCAAGUGUUUAGAUACGUUUAAUGAAAGGAAACGGUUGUUUGUUAGAGAUGGCACAUUUUACGAAUCCGAACUAAUUGCAUAUCAAACUACAAUAAAAAUGACCCACAAAGAAUGUUUCGACAACGGAAUUAAAAAGCCACGUAUUUCAUUGAAACACUCACUGCUUAACGCAGAUUUUGGCAUUGGAACUGAUCAUGCACUUUUACAAGAAAGCGCUAUUGAAUUGGAAACACUUUUCAUUAGCAACUAUUCAUUUACUACAGCAAUAGACCAGAACUUUUUCUCAAAUUCAUUGGUGCACUUACUGGUAGACGAUGUUAAGUUUCGCGAUGACCAUAUCGUACUUUCGAAAUGUACACAUCUCUCAUCAUUAACUAUAGAGAACACCCGUCUGUCCCGCGUUACCAUCAAUCCGUCUUCCCUAGAGAUGUUCUGGGUUUACGUGAGGCCUGAAAUGAUACAAGAAAUACCGCCCAUGAAGUUGACCUUUGUUGGCGGGUCGCAAUUCUCUUCCAACCUAAAAAAACUCAGUCUAGUGCACGUGAUCAUGGAUGCUCCCCUUGAUUUGGCAAAUUGUCCGCAAUUACAGAAAUUAGUUAUGAAAAAUACCUCAUCCGAUUCUGUAACAGGUAUAUGCGUUGUACGUAGCAUGCAACGUUGUGAUGCACUUCAGGAACUGCAGCUUGACACAUUGACCUUCCCUGCAGAUACGCACCUGGAUCUCAGUGAAUUAACGUGUUUGACUGAUAUAUCAUUGGUAAGAUUAACGACGGAUAUAACCGUUCAGUUUCCACAAAAUGUGCAUGAAAUAUUCAUAGACGGUGUAACCUUUUGCAAAAAUACACACCUGGAUCUCAGCGGGCUCGUACAUCUCUCAACGAUAUAUAUACAGAAUACCCGUCUGUCCCACGUAACCAUCAACCCAUCUUGUCUAGAGGAGUUCUGGGUUUACGUGAAGCCUGAACUAAUACAAGAAAUACCGCCCGUGAAGUUGUCCUUUGUUGGCGGGUCGCAAUUCUCUUCCAAUCUAAAAAUACUCAGCUUAGUGCACGUGACCAUGGAUGUUCCCCUUGAUUUGGCAAAUUGUCCGCAAUUACAGCAAUUAGGUAUGGGAAAUACCUCAUCCGAUUCUGUAACAGGUAUAUGCGUUGUACGUAGCAUGCAACGUUGUGAUGCACUUCAGAAACUGCGGCUUGGCACAUUGACCUUCCCUGCAGAUACUCACCUGGAUCUCAGCGGUCUCACACAUCUCUCAAACAUAUAUAUACAGAACACCCGUCUGUCCCGCGUAACCAUCAACCCGUCUUCCCUAGAGGAGUUCUGGGUUUACGUGAAGCCUGAACUGAUACAAGAAAUACCGCCCAUGAAGUUGUCCUUUGACGGCGGGUCGCAAUUCUCUUCCAAUCUAAAAGAACUCAGCUUAGUGCACGUGACCAUGGAUGUUCCCCUUGAUUUGGCAAAUUGUCCGCAAUUACAUACAUUAGUUAUAGAAAAUACCUCAUCCGAUUCUGUAACAGGUAUAUGCGUUGUACGUAAUAUGCAACGUUGUAACGCACUUCAGGAACUGCAGCUUUUCCAAUUAACAUUCCCUGUAGAUACGCACCUGGAUCUCAGCGGUCUCACACAUCUCUCAAACAUAACUAUACAGAAUACCCGUCUGUCCCGCGUAACCAUCAACCCGUCUUGUCUAAAGAAGUUCUGGGUUUACGUGAAGCCUGAACUGAUACCAGAAAUACCGCCCGUGAAGUUUUCCUUUGUUGGCGGGUCCAAGUUCUCAAGCAAACUUACGAUGCUAAGCUUAACGAUUGCUGUGAAAAAGGUUGAAUUUGAAGAGGUGAAAAUAGUUAAAGCCCAGCAGCUUGUAACCUUACUGACAUGUACAGAGCCUAUUCAAGCCUCAGACAAUGCUGCAGGCGGAAUGGUCGAACUGCCUGUCGGGCUCCGUGUAUCAGAUAUCAGUUUCUCCGAUUGUCCCGUUCUGGGUUCAACAAAAGAGGAAGUAGAUUCGGCGAUUGAGUGUUUACGACAGGUUUGGGAGAUAAAGGAAUUCAAGAUAGAAACACAACAGUCUAGCAUUUCCAACACCGUCUGCGGUGAAGACAUUAUUAGCGAGAAUCACAUUGUGUUGAAGAGUCUGGCUUUCACGGUGUUUGACGUCAUUGCGAAGAGCCUGGUGUGUAUACUCUACUUCGUACGAGUCAUUCUUGAUGAUAUGUCAACGUACGAGUGUUCUGGCGAUCCGUGCCAAGUCGUCAACGGCACAAAACAAUCUUCAGGUUCAUCUAAGGUCAACUGGCAUGUGAUGUUAUGGGUCCAUCGUCCAAUGUGGCUGUGGGUCAUGCAAGUUGUCCUCUCUGUGAUAACGUUCGUCAAGGGUCUAUUAAAAAUUUAUGUCGCAAAGGGUAAUAGAAGUGAGCAGUUUCUACAAGCCAACUUCAUCCUGGAGGUGUUCAGCUCCGUCCCUUUUAUUGUGACACUGUGCUAUCCUCCGCUGCUACAGAACCUUUUUGUACCGUCAUUUCUAUCAUGUUGGCUUGUGAAGAAAGCUCUCGAUAGAUUACUGAAUGACCUGCAUCGUACUAGACAGCGAUUCCAGACUAUUUCUGUGACACUCUCUCAACAGUGUCUGAUUCUCAUCGCCACGCUUUUCUGUAUGAUCUUUACCACGAUCUGUGGUAUACAGCACAUCCAGCGAGCAAGUGCUGAGGUUCAACUCAACAUGUUCGACGCAGUGUAUUUUGUGAUAGUAACGUUCUCAACUGUGGGUUACGGGGACAUAUCGCCCGAUAUCUGGCCGUCACAAGUGUUCAUGAUCCUAAUGAUCUGUAUAGCAUUUGCCUUUAUUCCGAUGCAGAUCCAGAUGAUAGCCUCCACGAUUGCGGAGCGUAUGAAGUUUGGCAGUGAAUACAGUGAACGACGCGCGGCAGGGUGUAAACAUGUGGUCGUUGUCUCGCGUACCCUACAGACAGACACUGUCAUGGACUUCUUGCUCGAGUUUUAUGCUCAUCCAAAACUAGAGGAACAUGUUGUGGUCUUGAUGGCCUCGGAACUAAUGGAUGUGAACAUGCAAGUGAUCCUGAAGGACCCAAAAUGGUCGCAGCGCGUCGUGUACAUGCGGGGAUCCGUUCUCAAGGAUACAGACCUGAAACGGUGUCGUAUAGCCAGCGCAGAGGCCUGCUUUAUUCUCGCACCUCGUUACAUCAAAGACAGGACACAAGCUGACCAGCACACGAUAUUGAGGUCAUGGGCUGUGAAGGACUUUGCUCCAAAGUGUAAACAGUACAUCCAGCUUUUUAAACCGGAGAACAAAAUCCACGUCAAGUUUGCAGAACAUGUCGUUUGUGAAGAUGAAUUCAAAUACGCGUUAUUGGCGAACAACUGUUUGUAUCCUGGAUUAUCUACCCUUGUAUCGCUGCUGGUUCACACGUCUGGCGGAUUGUAA